Molecule: messenger RNA, 1893 nt
Organism: Phoenix dactylifera (date palm)
Lineage: Eukaryota; Viridiplantae; Streptophyta; Magnoliopsida; Arecales; Arecaceae
Source: RefSeq, a predicted model, not a curated record
UCUCAUUCCGCACCCCCAGCAGCCCCUAGUCUCCCCCCGCCAAUGGAAGCCACCCACGAGAACGGGAACUCCAGCCGCCGCCUCCUCCAUGUGGUGGCGCUGCCGUUACCCGGCCGCGGUCACAUCAACCCCAUGCUCAGCCUCUGCCGCCGUCUCGCCACCCGCGAAGGCCUCCUCGUCACCGUCGUCGUCACCGAGGAAUGGCUCGGUCUCCUCUCCUCCUUCUCGUCCUCCGCCGCCGCCGCUGCCUCGCCAGCGUCGAACCUCCGCCUCCGCGCCAUCCCCGACGUCGUCCCUUCUGAGAGCACCCGUGGGCAGGACUACGCGGACUUCAUCCAGGCGGUGCUUACCAAGAUGGGGGGCCCCGUGGAGGCGCUAGUGGCGGCGCUCAACCCCCCGGCGGACGCCGUCGUGGCCGACGCGCUCCUGCCUUGGGCGGCGGGGAUAGGGCGGCGGAGAGGGGUUCCAGUGGCGGCGCUUUUCCCGCAGGCGGCGGCGGUGUUUCUCGCCCUCCACGAGUUCAGGAGCUUCGACGACGGUCGCCCAUUGUCGGAGAUCCACGCUUCCGGUAGAGCAAAUGGUUAUUUGGACUACAUUCCCAGAAACUCCUCUCCACAUCUGGCUGACUUUCUCUCAAAAUCUUCCGGCCAAAACAUGAUCAGAACUUUCAUACAAGUGCUCACUUGGUUCAGCACAGCUCAAAGUUUACUCUUCAACUCCUUUGAUGAGCUCGAGGGCCAUGCCAUAAACACUCUUAGGUCCAAACUCUCAAUCCCCAUCUAUUCUAUAGGUCCUUGCAUCCCUUAUAUAACACAUGGGGACAAUCCCCCUGAUCCCUACUACAAAUGGUUGGACUCUCAGCAAAGGAGCUCUGUUCUAUAUGUCUCACUAGGCAGCUUCUUACCAAUUUCAGAUGUGCAUACGGUUGAGCUAGCAACUGGGCUUCAGAUGAGUGGUGUUCCCUUCUUAUGGGUUAUGCGUGGAGACUGCACACAAAUUAAGAAGCUAAGUGGAGAAAUGGGCUUUGUGGUGCCAUGGUGUGAUCAAUUGAGUGUAUUAUGCCAUCCUUCUGUUGGGGGCUUCUUGACACAUUGUGGCUGGAAUUCCACAUUAGAAGGCAUAUACGCUGGUGUACCAAUGGUGACCUACCCUUUGAUGUGGGAUCAAUACCCAAACAGUAAGCUGAUUGUGGAUGAUUGGAAGGUCGGAUUUCGGAUAAAGAAUGAGGAGGAAGAAGGUGUUGUUGGAAGAGAGCAGAUAGCAAAUGUAGUGCAGAAGUUGAUGGACUUGGAUGCAGAUGAUAGUAGGGAGCUAAGAAGAAGAGCAAGAGAGUUCAAAGAGAGAUCCCUUAAAGCAUCGAAUGACGGUGGUUCGUCGACCACCAGCAUUGAUGCUUUUCUUCAAGAUGUUAUACGUUGCAAGCAAAAGUUCGCUUAUCAUAACAAGACCACCUGAACUCAAGUAGGACAACUUGAGUGAGAACUUAUCAAAGUAGAGUAUGAUUCACUGCCUCGCUAAAUCUAUUGUGGAUUUGCAGCUGAUAUAGGUCACUGUUAGCAAACGAAGAUUGUGGUUGUGUACAAAAGGGUUUGUUUCCCCUCAGGCAUCAUCAAUUCCUAUCUUAGUACACAACUUAAAUUCGAUAUAAUGCAAGGUCAUGACUGCUAUACCCAAUUUAUAUUUAUGCUCAAUUUGCAGUUGUCUCACAUAGCCAUCUAUUACCAACUUCAUUGUCAUCUUCUGUCCAUGUGUCUCAAGGAUGACAUGGGAAAAGCUUAUUUUUCUUCGUGAUGUAUCCAAGCAUCAAUCAGAAUACUUAACAGAGCUCAAAAAAGCCUUCCCUCUAUGUUACAGAAACUAUAUGAAAGAAUUACAACCACCCUUCAAAUUUAA